Messenger RNA from Lymnaea stagnalis (great pond snail), 21264 nucleotides. The record is from the annotation of a GenBank genome assembly. Lineage: Eukaryota; Metazoa; Mollusca; Gastropoda; Lymnaeidae.
CGGAAAGAUGGAUUCUACACAUCCUCAACGUACUUCGUCUUCGUGAAUUUAUUAUUUCUUCUGCUGAAAUAGUAGUGUAAUUGUUUAGGAAUAAAUUAUUCAUGUCACAAUUAUUUAUUAACAAAAUUAUUUGAUAGUCUUCCAUACUCAUUAAGAGUUUUUCAUUAUGUCCCUUAAGGUAAGGAUAUGGUAUUGAAAAAUAUCGAAAAAUAUGUCUAUUUUCACUGUUUUAGUGGACUUCCACUGGCCACUGUGAUUAAUUUUCUUCUUCCCUUGCCGUGGCCGUAGGGACCAUCGAGCUAUAUUUUUAAUUUAAUUGACCUAGCCGCUAGCCCAGCCAAUCCUACUAAUCACUAACUCUGGCUACUUAGGCUACUUAAUUUUUCGUUACCCUCUUGGAAGUUGCCAACUGUUAAUUUUGGGCACAACAAAAAGAAAAUGAAAAUGCACAAAAAUACUAAAAUCAUUUUAUAACUAAAUUUUUUAUUUAGCAUUUAGAUAAAAAAAUUAGUGUUGCUGGUUGGUAACAGUUUUCAUUUUUCUAUUACCAACUUACCAUAAUAUUUUAAUAAAUAUUUAUGUCAUCAUCAUAGCGACUCCAUCCUAGUCUGCCUUCAAUUAAGCAAAUUUUUUCACCUAUUAAAUUUAAAUAAUUAAGUUAAAAAUUGUACAAAUAAUUAUAGGUAAAAAAGAUGUACUGGUUUUGUACAUUCACUUUUCAUUCCUCCCCAAUGGGUAGAGCACAAAAAGAAAUAAAUGAAUGGGUAGAGCACAUUAUGUAAAAAAGAUGUACUGGUUUGUACAUUCAAUUUUCAUUCCUCCCCAAUGGCAAGAGCACAUUAUUAUAUAAAAUGAGAAUAUUAUCCUUAUUUUAAACACCCAGACCGGGCUCUUUUUUUUCUGGGUUCGGGUAUAUGCCUAGUGUGCUAAUACUCACAUUUCCAGGUAUUCCGGUCAGUACCGGGCUCAGCCUUAAGGUAAAGGCUUGGUUGUUGCCUAAUUGGUUGUUGUAACAUCACUAGUUGUAGUUGCAGGGUCUAGUCUAACUGUUGGCCUAAGUUUGUUUGAGUGGACAUUUUUUCGAAUUAUAAAAAUAUCAUAGUUAUUGUUGAAUUGAGUGAAAUAGAAAUACAACAAACUUAAAAGAAUACUUUCGAUAAGUAUUGCUAUCAUUAUAAAUUGUUUAUUUAUAGCCUAUCUCAGUGUGAGUGGUUGGCAAAUUGCGGCUCGCGAGCUGCAUGUGGCACAAAUUGAUUUUGACUCCAAAAAACUUGGUUCUUGACAGGUUCUUGAAAAGAAAUUUGGCUCUCAAAAAUUUUUAAUCGCCCUGCUGCUGAUUUUUGGCUCUUUUGACUAAUGAGUUUGCCGCCCACUGGCCUAUCUAAUUGACAGUUUUAAAAAAUAAAAAUGUUUCCAUUUCAACAAAUCUUCAUCGAACAAAUUUUAUCUUGGCGAAAUUUCUCAUUGAAAAACUUUCCUCUGUACAAAAUGGUUUCAUAUGAAUUUCUGUAUAGGAUCUGAGUUGCAAGACUGCUUUUCUUUGACAUUGACAAAAAACAUAAUCAACUUGUUUUUCUUGAUCUUUUAGAAAGAGACCCCAUCUGAUCAACAAAUGCAUCUUGCUGCCCUCCAGGGUAACCUAGAACAACUGAAAAGGGUUCUAGACUCUGGACGUGUACAUGUGGAUUGUAAAGACAAGGUAAGAUAAAAUCUCAGCUGUUCGUGUGGCUAAGAAUAUGUAGAAUUAUAUGUGGAGCAUAAUAGAGUGAAUUACAUGAUGUACUGAGUGGACUAUCAUAAAGUGGUUCAAAUUAUGUACUGAGUGGACUAUCAUAAAGUGGUUGAAAAGAUGAACUGAGUGGCUUACAUAGAGUGGUUGAAAUGCUGGAUUGUUUCUCUAUAUUAGUGUGUUUUUAUGUUGUAGUGGAUUUACUAUUUGUCAAGGUUGACUUGAUGUAUUAUUACUGUGUCCAUUCACUGACAUUACUGUGUCCAUUCACUGACAGUAUUACUGUGUCCAUUCACUGACAUUAUUACUGUGUCCAUUCAUUGACAUUAUUACUGUGUCCAUUCACUUACAUUAUUACUGUGUCCAUUCUGGGACAUUGUUACUGUGCCCAUUCACCGACAUUGUUACUGUGCCCAUUCACCAACAUUAUAUAUUAAUGGUUAUAUUUUUGUAAGUAAUGCUGAAUAUUAAUUUGAAUAACAUAUGUAAAGGUCAAAUAGAUGUGCUCUUAACUAGCUCUCCGCUCUCCUUUAAAUUAACAUGUUAUCAAAGGUGCAAUAGCACAGUGAUCAUUCAAUGAACAUUUUAAAAGUGGUGCACUUACACACUGAGCAUUUAAUGAACAUAUUAUCAAGGGUACACUUACACAUUGAGCAUUGAAGGAACAUAUUCUCAGGAGUGCACUUGCACAUUGAGCAUUUAAUUAACAUAUUAUCAAGGGUACACUUACACAUUGAGCAUUGAAGGAACAUAUUCUCAGGAGUGCACUUGCACAUUGAGCAUUUAAUUAUCAUAUUAUCAAGGGUACACUUACACAUUGAGCAUGGAAUGAACAUAUUCUCAGGAGUGCACUUGCACAUUGAGCAUUCAAUGAACAUAUUCUCAGGAGUGCACUUGCACAUUGAGCUCAAUGAACAUAUCCGCAGGAGUGUAUUUGUACAUUGAGCAUUGAAGGAACAUAUUAUCAGGAGUGUACUUACACAUUGAGCAUUCAAGGAACAUAUUAUCAGGAGUGUACUUGCACAUUGAGCAUUCAAUGAACAUAUUAUCAGGAGUGCACUUGCACAUUGAGCAUUCAAUGAACAUAUUAUCAGGAGUGGACUUGUACAUUGAGCAUUUAAUGAACAUAUUAUCAGGAGUGCACUUACACAUUGAACACUCAACUGUUUUAUCAGUCAGGGUUGCAGUUUGUCAACUCAAAACUGUUUAUAGUAGCAUUGUGAACAAGCUACGAGCCCCUUUAAAUCUUGGUGUAAUAGCGAAAGAAAUGAUUGCUUCGGCGGCCAGACGAGUUCAUUAGUCCAGACCAAUCAUUUAAAUAUUUAGAAUGAUUUGAAAGUAACAUUGAAAAAGGAACCGCCAACUGGUUUAGUUGAAGGCCUAGACCACCAAGCGUUUCAUUCACUUCAGUUUGGUUCCUGUUGUUGGUAUCCAGGCAGGCUUUGAAGAUGCAGCCAACCUUUUAUCCCUAAUGUCUGCUUUUUAUCUGAGGUUUCUCACCCCAAUCCUGUCUGUUUUCUUGGUUAAUCCAGGAUAUUUUUUUUUUAAUAUGACCCUUGUGCGUAUUUGUUGGGGGAGGGGGGGGGGGGGUAAUUCGGUGUCUUUUUUUAUGGGGAUAAUUCUAUUUUAUCUUAAUCCCAAUCCUGUCUGUUUUCUUGGUUAAUCCAGGAUAUUUUUUUUUUAAUAUGACCCUUGUGCGUAUUUGUUGGGGGAGGGGGGGGGGGAUAAUUCGGUGUCUUUUAUUAUGGGGAUAAUUCUAUUUCAUCUUAAAACUCUGCUCAAUAAUGACGUCAGGCUAGAAAUCUGACACCACCGUAGAUCCCUCCCAUUUGUAUCACAAGUCCCACACGUUGAUGUCAAGCAAAGUUGUGCUGUGUACUGAAUCUGUGGUAGUUCGUGUGUUUCUGGCUGGGUGGCAAAGUCUUCGGAUGGCUAAUUGACCUACCUCCCGUCAAACUAUCGAGCUGAAACAUGGCUCGUAGACGCGUUGCCGACGACGUCACAUUCUGUUAAAUUUCAGCCCGAACUUCCAAAAAUCAGCUUUUCCUGUUUUUCAAGGGGAAAAUGAAGGAAAUGCGAUGACACUGGUUUUUGGAAAUAAAAUUCCCGAAACUGCGCUACAUUACAUGAGAUAUUUUUUUUUUUUAAAUUCGCAAGUGCGUUUCGAGCGUAAUAUUUUCUUUUGUUUUGUUUUUUCUGAAAUGGUUGGUGAAAUAAAUCUGCUGUGUAACAGCGGGUGGGUCAUCAAAAUAGUGAUAUAAAAUAAAAACAAUAAAAAAUGCAUGUAAACGAUUUAUAGGAAAAUCUUCUGUGUGUAAGAGUUGUUUAUUUUUCUUUGUUUCAAUUAAUUCACAUGAAGGAGAGGGACGAGUUGUGCAACACUAGAUUUAAUUGUUAUUCACAUGAAGUAGAGGGACGAGUUGUGCAACACUAGAUUUAAUUGUUAUUCACAUGAAGUAGAGGGACGAGUUGUGCAACACUAGAUUUAAUUGUUAUUCACAUGAAGUAGAGGGACGAAAGUAGAGGGACGAGUUGUGCAACACUAGAUUUAAUUGUUAUUCACAUGAAGUAGAGGGAUGAGUUGUGCAACACUAGAUUUGUUAUUCACACGAAAUAGAGGGAUGAGUUGUGCAACAUCAGAUUUAAUUGUUAUUCAGAUGAAGUAGAGGGAUGAGUUGUGCAAAACUAGAUUUAAUUGUUAUUCACAUGAAGUAGAGGGACGAGUUGUGCAACACUAGAUUUGUUAUUCACACGAAAUAGAGGGAUGAGUUGUGCAACAUCAGAUUUAAUUGAAACAAAAUGGGCAGAAAUAAAAAUAAUCUAAAAUUGGACGGGUCUUUUUCUCGAGUGUGACCUGGGUUCGGUUCCGCGUGUUGAUGAUGUGCCAAGAUAACCCCCAAAUUUACCUGAGUUCACACCUGUUUAUUGUUUCAUGUGUCGAUGAUCUGCCACUGUUUUCACAUGACGUUAUUAUACAGUGGGAGAUUUUUCUCUCGAGGGAUCGGCCUGUCUCUGCUUCGCCUUGUGAGUGUCUCUCCGUGGUCUAACACUGCCCUGUGGCGGUCCGUCCGUGGUCUAACGCUGCCCCCUAGUUGUCCAGUCAUUGUCUAACACUGCCCAGUUAUUGUUUGGGCGUGGUCUAAUACUGCCCUCCCCAUGGUCUAACACUGCCCUGUGGCGGUCCGUCCGUGGUCUAACGCUGCCCCCUAGUUGUCCAGUCAUUGUCUAACACUGCCCAGUUAUUGUUUGGGCGUGGUCUAACACUGUCCUGCCCGUGGUCUAACACUGCCCUCCCCAAGGUCUAACACUGCCCUCCCCAUGGUCUAAAACUGCCCUACCCGUGGUCUAACACUGCCAUGUUCUAGAGCAUUUUAUAUAGUGCUACCAAAUGCUUUUACUCAGUUCAUUGUAGCUGGUGUAAAGUCAAAUUACGCCAUUGUUUUACUCACUGGGUCAGUGUCAAUGCACUGCGUGGAGGGGUGAUGGUGGGCUUGUGCUUCACGUCCAUAGUAUAAGUCAAUUGAAGGAAGCCUGAGCUUCACGUCCAUAGUAUAAGUCAAUUGAAGGAAGCCUGAGCUUCACGUCCAUAGUAUAAGUCAAUUGAAGGAAGCCUGAGCUUCACGUCCAUAGUAUAAGUCAAUUGAAGGAAGCCUGAGCUUCACGUACAUAGUAUAAGUCAAUUGAAGGAAGCCUGAGCUUCACGUCCAUAGUAUAAGUCAAUUGAAGGAAGCCUGAGCUUCACGUACAUAGCAUAAGUCAAUUGAUGGAAGCAGAGACGUUACCCCCUUUGUUCAAAACAUGCUGCUCCCGUGUCUUACGUGCAUCAAGUUCAAAGGUCACGUGAGUCACGACUUCCAUCAAAAUGUUGGCAAAGUUCAGCUCUUUUGACUCAACAUGGACCAGUUAUCACGGUCAAUUGCUCGAGUGUGUGAGGAAACAGUUGCCUGCAUGGUGUGUGAGUGUUGUCUGUAUGAGUGUGUGCAUGUGAGUAAACAGUUACCUGCGUGGUUUAUGAGUGUAGUUAUGUGGGUGUGUGUGCAUGUGAGGAAAGAUUUACCUGUGUGGUGUAUGAGUGUUGGUUGUGUGGGUGUGUGUGUAUGUAAGUAAACAGUUACCUGUGUGGUGUAUGAGUGUUGGUUGUGUGGGUGUGUGUGCAUGUGAGGAAAGAGUUGCCUGUGUGGUGUAUGAGUGUUGGUUGUGUGGGUGUGUGUGCAUGUGAGGAAACAGUUACCUGUGUGGUGUAUGAGUGUUGGUUGUGUGGGUGGGUGUGCAUGUGAGGAAACAGUUACCUGUGUGGUGUAUGAGUGUUGGUUGUGUGGGUGUGCAUGUAAGUAAACAGUUACCUGUGUGGUGUAUGAGUGUAGGUUGUGUGGGUGAGCUUGUGAGUAAACGGUUAGUUGCGGGUGCAUGUGUGUGGUGUAUAAUCGUAUGUUGUUGGACUGUAUGUUGUAUGGCCUUAUGGGUGUGUGCUUGUGUAGUGUUGGACUGUAUGUUGUAUGGCCUUAUGGGUGUGUGCUUGUGUAGUGUUGGACUGUAUGUUGUAUGGCCUUAUGGGUGUGUGCUUGUGUAGUGUUGGACUGUAUGUUGUAUGGCCUUAUGUUGUUGGACUGUAUGUUGUAUGGCCUUAUGGGUGUGUGCUUGUGUAGUGUUGGACUGUAUGUUGUAUGGCCUUAUGGGUGUGUGCUUGUGUAGUGUUGGACUGUAUGUUGUAUGGCCUUAUGUUGUUGGACUGUAUGUUGUAUGGCCUUAUGGGUGUGUGCUUGUGUAGUGUUGGACUGUAUGUUGUAUGGCCUUAUGGGUGUGUGCUUGUGUAGUGUUGGACUGUAUGUUGUAUGGCCUUAUGUUGUUGGACUGUAUGUUGUAUGGCCUUAUGGGUGUGUGCUUGUGUAGUGUUGGACUGUAUGUUGUAUGGCCCCUUAUGGGUGUGUGCUUGUGUAGUGUUGAAGAGUCUUCAGUGAUGCGCAUGAGUUCAGUUUAGGACACCUUAAUCUAAUUUAUUAAUAGAUUUCAGCCAUUCCUGGUAGAGCAGCGGUUCUCAUCCUCUGGGUGACCCUUUUCCUGAAUGUUCUGUAAAAUUAAGAAGGUUCCGCUUAGUAAACAUGUUGGGCAUGAAUCAGUCACCACCAUUACACAUUUAACCCCGCCCCCCAACACAACACGUAUCCACUUGAAUGUGCUCGACGUUCCAUCCGGCGACUGUUGAUAACGCAAGCAGUGCAUGUCAUUUCCCUCUUAGCACCUCGAGUCUUGAGUUGUUCGGUGCACCGUCUGAAGGUACCUGCAAACAGAAAGCCAUAUGUUGUUUGGAGUGCACAUGGGCUCCCAUUGGCUCCCAGCGUGCCAAGAUCUCAGUCAAUGGCCCGCAAACUACUAUCAAUGUCUGGCUCACUAUGGCAUACGUCUGGCGUUUGACUGAUGCUGAGGUCUGUAUUUACUUACUAUGCUGCACGGCUGGCUUUUGACUCUCUAUGACAUACGGUUGGUGUAUGUCGGUCAUACGGUUGGUGUAUGUCGGUCAUACGGUUGGUGUUUGUCGGUCAUACGGUUGGUGUAUGUCGGUCAUACGGUUGGUGUAUGUCGGUCAUACGGUUGGUGUAUGUCGGUCAUACGGUUGGUGUAUGUCGGUCAUACGGUUGGUGUAUGUCGGUCAUACGGUUGGUGUAUGUCGGUCAUACGGUUGGUGUAUGUCGGUCAUACGGUUGGUGUAUGUCGGUCAUACGGUUGGUGUAUGUCGGUCACCCUGCUACAACCGCCGCCCCCCUUCUGUCCCUUUGUGGUAGAUACAUACAUAGAUAUAUACACUUAUAUACUAUGGAAAUUAUGUAGACCUAUAGAUAUAUAGAUAUAUACACUUAUAUAUACUAUGGAAAUUAUGUAGACCUAUAGAUAUAUAGAUAGAUAUACACAUAUAUAUAUAAAGUGUUUUGUGGAAAUUAUAUAGGCCUAUAUAUAGUUUUAUGGAAUUUAUGUAGGCCUUUAUAUAUUGUUUCGUGGAAUAUAAAAAGGUCUCUAUAUAUUAUACUUUUUCCUGGAAUAUAAAGUGGUCUCUAUUUAAACUGUUUUGUGGAAAAUAAGGAGAUCUCUAUAUAUACCGUACUGUUUUGUGCAAUAUAUAGGCCUACACAAUCUGUUGUGUGGAAUACGAAGGCCUAUUUAUUAUGUUUUGUGGCAUAAAUAUAGGCCUAUAUAUAUAUACUUUUUUGUGACAUAUUACAUAUACUUAAGUAAGAUACUACAUGAUAAGAUCCUUACACUAAAGAUCUAUUAUCUAAAAGAUUGUCAAAAUAUGAAAAAUUAUAUUUAUGGACGCAACUUAACUACAUCUUAUUUUCAAUAAAUAAUACAAUUAUUGCCCUUUAAAUGACAUUAUCGCCCUUUAAAAUGACAUUACACCCUUUAAAAUGACAUUAUCGCCCUUUAAAAUGACAUCGCUUUUUAAAAUGGCAUUAUCACCCUUUAAAAUGACAUCGCUUUUUAAAAUGACAUUAUCACCCUAUAAAAUGGCAUUAUCACCCUUUAAAAUGACAUUAUCGCCCUUUAAAAUAACCUUUUAUUUUAAAAAAUCAUGUUCACAACCAUGGGACCAGUUUUAUGUUGUUUAACUUUGCAAAUAAAGCUAGCUGUCCUCUCCCACCUUGCUGUCCUCUACCACCUUGCUGUCCUCCACCGCCUUGCUGUCCUCUUCCAUUUUGCUGUCUUGACCGCCUUGCUGUCCUCUACCCUUUUGCUGUCCUCUACCCUCUUGCUGUCCUCUACAACCUUGCUGUCCUCCACCACCAUGCUGUCCUCUACCAUCUUGCUGUCUUGACCGCCUUGCUGUCCUCUACCCUCUUGCUGCCCUCUACCACCUUGCUGUCCUCUACGCUCUUGCUGCCCUCUACUGCCUUGCCACCCUCUACUGCCUUGCUUUUCUCUACCACCUUGCUGUCCUCUACCACCUUGCUGUCCUCUACCCUCUUGCUGCCCUCUACCGCCUUGCUGCCCUCUACCGCGUUGCUGUCCUCUACUGCCUUGCUCUCUUCCAAACGCCACAUAGGAAAUAUUUCUAUGGCGUAUCCAUACAGAGACUGGAAGUGCUAUUCCCCGUUAAAAGUAACAGCUGUCUGUUCCGGAAAUUGAGUAUUUAGAUUUACAACUCAUCAAUCACCGCGGACUCAGCUUCUACAUAUUUAAGAACGAAUAUCUUUUCAUAAUGAGACUUGCAAUGAGUCAACAUUUUAGGGUGAUCUGCCUUCCGUGUUAACAUUUUUUUUUUUCAAUUUUACCCUUGGAAAUAGUAAGACAAUGUAGCACGUGUUUAGUCCCGGUACCUCCUGACAGGACGGCGUUCACGUGGCAUGGCGGUCACGUGGUGAUGGCGGGUCACGUGGUGAUGGCGGGUCACGUGAUGGUGGUUGUCACGUGAUGGCGUCUGCUGUCGUUUGGGAGCCGCCACUGGAUACAAAACAAAAGUGGCGGUAGUGCUGCACUCGUGGACUGGACAUUAUGAAUCAGGUCUGCUAGAGCAGACUGUCCAGGCUUUAUAAGUCAAGGACUGGCGUCCACUAGGGAAGACUGUCCAGGCUUUAUAAGUCAUGGACUGGGGUCCACAAUGGUAGACUGUCCAGGCUUUUUAAGUCAAGGACUGGCGUCCACUAGGGCAGACUGUCCAGGCCUUAUAAGUCAAGGACUGGCGCCCACUAGGGAGACUGUCCAAGCUUUAUAAGUCAUGGACUGGGGUCCACAAUGGUAGACUGUCCAGGCUUUUUACGUCAAGGACUGGCGUCCACUAGGGCAGACUGUCCAGGCCUUAUAAGUCAAGGACUGGCGUCCACUAGGGAGACUGUCCAGGCUUUAUAAGUCAUGGACUGGGGUCCACUAGGGUAGACUGUCCAGGCUUUAUAAGUCAUGGACUGGGGUCCACUAGGGCAGUCUGUCCAGGCUUUAUAAGUCAUUGACUGGGGUCCACUAGGGUAGACUGUCCAGGCUUUAUAAGUCAUGGACUGGGGUCCACUAGAGCAGACUGUCCAGGCCUUAUAAGUCAUGGACUGGGGUCCUCUAGAACCGACUGUCCUGGCAUGUCUCUUGCGCUCUGCAGCCGCUGUUCUGCCGACUUCAUGUUGUAUGGAGCUCCCGUGCAAAGUAGAACGCCAUGAAGUUCGAUGCUUUGCUUGUUCCUCCCAAAUGUCUGGGUUUAUGUUGAACGCUUUCAGUGAGGCUUUUAGGUUGUCUUUAAAGUGCUUUUUUCUGUCCGCCAGCAGACCGCUUUCCUUGUUGAAGCUCACCAUAGAAAAUUAUUUUGGGAAGACGGUCAUCUGACAUUCUCAGCAUUCUCGCAUGGCGUUGGUAGACCGUCCAUAUACCUUCAGUUUAGUUUCAGUGUUGAUAGCUCUCCUGGUCCAUACGUUCUUAGUCAAUCUUCCAUAGGUUGCACUGGUCCUUGCAAUACGGAGGUUAACCUCGUCAUCGAUGGUUGUGCUUUGGGACAGUGUGCUGCCGAGAUAGGAAACGCCUUUCAGCACCUUAAGUCAUUCACUCUAAACUUGGAUGUUGGGCUCAACAGUAGGGCUUCGAGGAGCUGGUUGGUAUAUGACCUCAGUUUUAUUUGUAUUAAGGAUAAACUAAAGGAAAUAGAAGAUUUAUCAAGACAGGGAAAUAUAAGAGGGAUGUACAUGAAGAUAAAAGAUGAAAAGAAUGGAUACCAAGCCAGACCGCAAAUGUGUGAGAGCCACAAUGGAGAAUUAAUCACGGAAAAUAGUAAAGUAGUGGAGAGGUGGGCUGAAUAUUUUUAGGACAUACUAAAUGCAGACAAUAGACAAGAAGUAGAUUAUCAACCCCCACAGGGAGGACUAGACCCUUUUAUACAAUGCCCAACCCUAGAAGAAACCAAAGAGGUAAUUAAUUACAUGAAAAAUCACAAAGCCCCCGGACAAGACCUCAUCACAGCAGAACUGAUUAAAUAUGGAGGAAAAGAACUACACAAUCAGAUACAUAAACGUAUAACUAAAAUUUGGCAAGAAGAGAAAAUCCCAACAGAAUGGGGAAACAGCAUUAAUAACCCCAAUACACAAGAAUGGCUCCAAACCCACCAAACUGACAAGGCUGAUACAUGUAACACUAAACAACUCAUAAAGCAAAAUCAAGAUUCAAGGAGAAUAUUCAAGGGAAUUUCAUAUUAGACGAGACCUAAGACAGGGAGACUCACUGUCUUGUAUGCUCUUUAACCUAACAUUAGAGAGCGUUAUUAGAAACAUACACAUUGACACUCGAGGAACGAUAACAGGAUACUUUCUGAGGGAAACUCAAGACCCACAACCAACGGGCACACUCUACAACCAACCACUUCAGUAUCUUGCAUAUGCUGACGACAUAGCACUUCUAGGGAAAAGUAUUAAAGACAUAUCAAAAUCCUUUAUUGAAUUAGAAGACGCAUCUCUACAAGCAGGGCUGGAAGUUAACAACCAAAAAAACAAAAUACAUGACCAUGAUAAGAGAAGAACAAACAGAUGAAGCCAUUAAAAUUAGAAACCAAACUUUUGAAAAAGUAAAUCAAUUUAAAUACCUAGGAUCCUUGUUAAAUGAAAGAAACGAAUUACUAACAGAAAUAAAAGAAAGAAUAUCAGCCUGAAACAGGGCAGACGUCAGUAGUCAGCAAAUACUCAAAAGUAAAAACAUGACAAGAGAAACAAAGAAAACUAUUUAUAAAACUGUAAUCAGACCAGUUGUAACAUAUGCAAAUGAAACUUGGACCCUAACAAAAACAGCAGAAAACCUAUUAAACACAUGGGAGAGAAAAGCUCUCAGGAAAAUAUAUGGGCCAACAAAGGAUGAAUUUGGAUGGAGAAUACGAACCAACCAGGAAUUGUACAGUCUAUAUCAGGAUCCCACGAUAGUGGCAGAAAUAAAAAGGGGCAGGCUACGCUGGGCAGGACACCUAGAGAGAAUGCCGAAUGACAGAGGAACGAAGAGAGUGCAUCACCAAUACCCCAGAGGAAAAAUGCUCAAAGGCAGACCUAGGCUUAGGUGGAUAGAUGAUGUUGAAAAAGAUCUACAACAGCUGAAAGUCCAAGCAUGGAAAAGAAAGGCAUUAGUUAGGUCUGAGUGGAAGGAAGUGAUGAGGCAGGCCAAAGCCCUACAUGGGCUGUAGCGCCACAGGGAUGGAUGGUCUGAGCGGAAGGAAGUAGUGAGGCAGGCCAAAGCCCUGCAUGGGCUGUAGCGCCACAGGGAUGGAUUUAUUGGUAUUCAUGGUGAGCCCGAAGUUUGUACAGGCAUUGGAACAGUUUGUGACGCAGCGUUGCAUAUCCACUUCUGAUACAGCGUUUAGGGCACAGUCGUCUGCAUACAGGAGGUCCCGGAUGGUGUCUGUCAGGACCUUCGUUUUGGCAUGUAGCCUCUAGGGGUUGAAUAGAUGACCUUGACAUGUUGUAUGGCAUAAAGAGACCACCUACCAAUGAGGCCCUUUCACCUUGAAAACAUGUUGUAUGGCAUUUCUGAUUACUGAACAUAUGACGCUCUGUCUGCCUACGUCACCAAGGCUUGACCUGUUUCUAGGAUGUGGGUCGGAGGGUAACAGUUGGUUUGACCUUUCACGCCUCGACUGUUUGGGUACCAAAUCUAUGCUGCCCUGGCACAUUUCCUGGCGUUGAUGGGGGCAGGUGCAGACACAGGAAUAAGCGCUUGUGUGGGGCGGGCUUCUGUUAUGACUUGUACGCUCAAUAGUAUCAGGGAAGCUAAUAUGACCUACCCUGUAGAUCUACAAGAGUUAUUGUGACAUGGGCCGUGAUGGAGGAUAGUGUUCAUGCACGUGACCUAUAAGCGCGUGGGAACAAAUACAAGCACGUGUGUCGGGGCAGCUUGUUUACUCGUGCUGUGUGAGUUCUACAACGAAUUAGUGAGUGCCUGCUGGAAGCUCAGUUCGUGCUCUUUCUGGGACUUGUUGAAUGUCAAAAGUGGGCGGGGGGGGGGAGGGAGAGGGUUGAGGAGAGCACACACGUGACAGAGCUGAACGUCAGUUAACUGGUUGAUUGUUGUCAAAAAGUUUGGUCUUCGGUAAAUCCAAAAGAUUUAUUUUCAGCGUAAAUUGUCAAUUUGUGUGACCUAUUUCAUCAAGUCAAGUCUGUAUUGAUAUCAUGUUACGUUCAGAACUGUGCCAGCGUCAUGCUACUUUAAUUAGUAAAAGUAAUGGUCGAGAAGGAAUACUUUUUCCGUCGUGGAGACACCAAUUUCCAGCAACACAUGCCCAACAUAUCCACUGUUGACAAACUCACGUCAUUUCCAGCAACACAUGCCCAACAUAUCCUUUGUUGACAAACUCACGUCAUUUCCAACAACACAUGCCCAACAUAUCCACUGUUGACAAACUCACGUCAUUUCCAACAACACAUGCCCAACAUAUCCACUGUUGACAAACUCACGUCAUUUCCAACAACACAUGCCCAACAUAUCCACUGUUGACAAACUCACGUCAUUUCCAACAACACAUGCCCAGCAUAUCAACUGUUGACAAACUCACGUCAUUUCCAACAACACAUGUCCAACAUAUCCACUGUUGACUUGACCAACACACGUUCAAGAUGCAGGAGUUUCGAUGCUGCAUAUUGUUGCGCUUAUGUUAUACCUGGGGACUACGUACCCUCCACCCCCAGGGACAACGUACCAUUCACCCCCAGGGACAACGUACCCUCCACCCCCAGGGACUACGUAUCAUCCACCCAAAGGGGCAACGUACCAUUCACCCCCAGGGACUACGUACCCUCCACCCCCAGGGACAACGUACCCUCCAUCCCCAGGGACAACGUACCCUCCACCCCCAGGGACAUCGUACCCUCCACCCCCAGGGACAACGUACCCUCCACCCCCAGUGACAACGUACCCUCCACCCCCAGGGACUACGUACCCUCCACCCCAAUGAUUCAACAUCAAUCGAGAGUUUCAAGGCCGCCCUGGCACCCGCUAGGAUAGCGGCAUCACUUCCCCAACCGUUGCACAUACGCCAGUUCAUAGAUGCAGCAACGUAACCUAUCAGAACCAGAAACAAUUGCUAAAAAAUCCAUCAGUAAAAUUCUCUGGGAAUGCACGGUGUGAUGCUGAGUUCAGUUGCGUGCAAAAUAAAAUGCGCGUUAACUGUGCUAAAAAGUGCGUUUUUUGUUUGUUUGUUUGUUGUUGUUUUUUGCGUACUAUUAUUGUCUUUUGUUUUGCAGAAAUAGUUCCUAUUAAACACGGUGUAUAGUAUACUACAUGGGCGGAGUUACUUGGGGUGCUACAUUAUAAUAUAAAUAAAGUUCUGGGGCGUGAAAAAUUUGCUGUGGCGUACCUGGGGGUGGGUGGGGGGUGCCAUUCGGGAUUCUUAUUUUGUGCAUUACUUGAAUGCUUUUUUUUGUCAAACGACUUUAAUAGAUGGGAAGUUCACGCAUUGCCGCCACCAUGGUUUGGCGGGAUCCUACUGGUAUGCAUACAUUUAAGGAAAUAACCCCCAGUGCAUGCUACCGUCCUAAGCUGACCCCUUUAUGCACACAACUGAUCCAUUGGAGAUUUUUUUUGUUGUUUAAAGUUGUGUUUACUUGCACAUGGCCAUCUAUUUAAUACGGGUCAAAGUUUAUUGGAGAUGUAUCUCUACCAUUAUUGAUUGUCUAGAGCCAAGUUUAUUGGAGAUUUAUCUCUACCAUUAUUGAUUGUCAGUUACACGUUGAAGUGUGUUUGACAGGAUGACAUGAUUCCGUGGAGGCGUCCAGUCCAGGUUUUACGACUAGAACUGGUUAUUUUACCCUUCUCAUUGUGUGUAUGUUUGUUCCACAGGAGGGGACUACACCACUUAUUCUGGCCGCUGCCAACAACCACCUACAGUGUGUCAAGGAACUGCUGGAGCAAGGGGCGGACCCCAACGCCAGGAGACUGGUAGGUCACACCCCUUGUCACACAGCUGGCCACUCGCGCUCUCCUGUGUUGGUGGCAACAGAAGUCAACGCUUUUCGACAAAAAUUCACCUUUUUAAAUAAAUAUAUAUCUAUUUUUAAAAUGCCAUACUUCAUAACUUCAAAGGACUAUAAAAUGUUAUAAAUGAAGUUUUUCUCUCGUUUGAUAGUCCCUAAACUACCAAAAAGUAACUAAACCACUGUAACAUCAGUUUCCCUUUAGCCUCAUACUAAACACAUGUGUUUUUGUUACCUACCGUACCAUUACUUAACAAAGGACUGAAAAUAAGUAUACAAAGAAAAUCGAUACCAAAGCUAGUGCUACUAACUAAUAUUUAAUGUAAUUAUACUAUUAAAUUUAUAUACAAAUACAAAAUCAAAUAUACAGAAACAAAACAAAAAACUAUAUCAACUGACAGCACGGCAAGAGGACAAGUACAAUCCUUGAAAGAUACAUAUAAUGACUUAAACACACACACAUAAGAAGUACAAUCUUGUUAGGAUAUUAUGUCAAAAUUGCAAAGAUCUCUCUCUCUCUCUCUUUCUCUCUCACUCUGGCUAGGAAAGCUGCAGAAUUAUUUAAACAGGGAGUAGGUUAGAAGUAGAAACCACCCAGAAAAGAAAUUCUAGAAAUGGUGUCACCUGAUAGCAUUCUUUAGAAGAAAUAGAGCGUACACAACCUUUUCCCAAUCAAGGGAAGGAUAGGUAAAAAGGAUUAGCGCUAAACAUUUCAUCUGUGACAUCAAUAAGUCAAUUUUAAAAAAGGUUAGGGUUAGGGUAAAGUUGAAUGCCACAGCUUGUGGUGACCAAAUACUAUGUAAACACACAGGCUGUAACACACAAGUUAUAACACAAGGCUGUAACUCACACAGGCCAUAACUUACACAGGCCAUAGCACACACACUGACCAUAACACACAUGCCAUAAAACACAGGUCAUAACAUGCAGGUCAUAACACACACAGGCCAUAACAUACACAGGCCAUAACAUACACAGGCCAAACACACACAGGCCAUAACACACACAGGCCAUAACACACACAGGCCAUAACACACAGGCCAUAACACACACAGGCCAUAACACACACAGGCCAUUACACACAAGCCAUAACACACACAGGCCAUAACACACACAGGCCAUAACACACAGACCAUAACAUACACACCAUAACACACACACGCUAUAACACACACAGACCAUACAACACAAAAACCAUAACACACACACGCAAUAACAUACACACACAAUAACACACACACANCACAGGCUAUAAAAUACACAGGUCAUAACACACACCCCAUAACACACAGGCCAUAACACACGCACGCUAUAAAACACACAGGCCAUAACACACACAGGCUAUAAGACACACACAGGCCAUAACACACACAGGCCAUAAAACACACAUGCCAUAACACACACAGGCCAUAACACACACAGGCCAUAACACACACUCAGGCCAUAACACACACACAGGCCAUAACACACACAUGCCAUAACACACACAGGCCAUAACACACACAGGCUGUAACAUGCACAGGCUGUAACAUACAGGCCAUAACACACACAGGCCGUAACUGGUUGCUUUCCAUACAUUUUAAGUGCCCAGUCGAUGGAAUAGUCUGAAUAAUUGGACCCACAAUUGUAAUAUCUGUCCGCAGACUGGCACCUGUGCCUUGUUCUUUGCUUGCCAAGGUGGCUUUCUUGAUGUGGUCAAAGAAUUACUGGAACACAACGCCAAUGUGGAUUUGGCAAGUUUUGUAAGUAUUCAUGGAUGGUUGGGACCUCUUAACAGAUAGAAUAUUAUCAUAGUUGUCAAUGUGACCUAACUUGUUUGUUUGUGAUGGACUAGCGUGGACAGAUGGUGUUAAAUAGCACAUCAAGUUGGACCCUGUCUCCCUACUUCGGUGGUUGAGACUUUUUCCCAAUGUUUUACCUCCCCAGGCAUAGCCGCCUUGCUGCACAACUGUACCAAUGGUGUAUGGCUGAGAACACUAUGAGAUCCAAUUUUAAACUGUUAACUGAUGGUGAUGAGACAGACAUUGUUACCAUCAUGGGGCAGCAAAAUUGUUCAAUUUUAACACUCCAUACGGUACUAAAAUAAUACCCAUGGAAUAGGGCCACACCAACCAAACGAGUGUGUGUGUGUGACAUGAUCAUUUUGUACAUGUUUAUUUGUACUGCUCCUUUAAACAGUUGAUGAAUCAGUUGAUGAAUCCGUUGAUGAAUUAGUUGAUGAAUUAGUAGAUGAAUCAGUAGAUGAAUCAGUUGAUGAAUUAGUUGAUGAAUUAGUUGAUGAAUCAGUAGAUGAAUCAGUUGAUGAAUCAGUUGAUCAAUCAGUUGAUGAAUCAGUUGAUGAAUUAGUUGAUGAAUUAGUUGAUGAAUCAGUAGAUGAAUCAGUUGAUGAAUUAGUUGAUGAAUCAGUUGAUGCUCCAGAUGAGAAUUUGUAGUUUCGCCACCUGCAACUUCCAACGACAAUGCACUGUUGUCUCCUGGAGACUGACGGAAGCAAAAACACCAAACAAACUACAAAAGUUUUAUUGAUCAUGAGCCCUGUUAUAAUCCCUGUUAUAAUCCCUGUUAUGAGCCCUGUUAUGAGCCCUGUUAUAAUCCCUGUUAUAAUCCCUGUUAUAAUCCCUGUUAUGAGCCCUGUUAUAAUCCCUGUUAUAAUCCCUGUUAUGAGCCCUGUUAUGAGCCCUGUUAUAAUCCCUGUUAUAAUCCCUGUUAUGAGCCCUGUUAUAAUCCCUGUUAUAAUCCCUGUUAUGAGCCCUGUUAUGAGCCCUGUUUGUAAUAAGUAUGUGAAGCAAGUGGUAUCCCCUGCAAUGUACUCUGUAGGGCUCAACUGAUCAGACCAAGUACUCUGUAGGGCUCAACUGAUCAGGCCAAGGGACCUAGGUGUAUGUUUACAUUCUUAUAAUGUUGUUAAAAGAUUUGAUUGUGAAGGUAACGAUUGUUUCAGGAUGGUGGCACGCCCCUGUUUGUAGCUUGUCAGUGCAAUCAUCAGGACGUUGUGGCGGAGUUACUUGCCCGCGGCGGGGACAUUCAUGCUCAGAUGAUUGACGGUGCAACACCGCUUUUUAUAACGGCCCAGAACGGGCACGCGGAUCUCUUAAAAUAUUUGAUAUCCAAGGGAGCUGACCCUAACAUGACAAGAAAGGUAAGGAUUAAGUAGACUGUAAUGUAAUGUAAGUGAUUAAAUAUUGAAUGACUUUAAAAAGAGUUUUGUUGUUGUAAUGUAAGUGAUUAAAUAUUGAAUGACUUUAAAAAGAGUUUUGUUGUCGUAAUGUAAUGUAAGUGAUUAAAUAUUGAAUGACUUUAAAAAGAGUUUUGUUCUUGACUCAGAACUGGUGUAAUUUCUUAGGUUAAGUUUUUAAAUAAGAAAGUUUUUUUUCAAUUAUGAAAUAUAGGAUGCUUUUGUGUGUAACAAACUUUGUACUUCUGAUCUGUGUACUUCUGAUCUGUGUACUUCUGAUCUGGGUACUUCUGAUCUGGGUACUUCUGAUCUGUGUACUUCUGAUCUGUGUUUCUUCUGAUCUAUGUACUUCUGAUCUGUGUACUUCUGAUCUGGGUACUUCUGAUAUGUGUACUUCUGAUCUGGGUACUUCUGAUCUGUGUACUUCUGAUCUGUGUACUUCUGAUCUGUGUACUUCUGACCUGUGUACUUCUGAUCUGGGUACUUCUGAUCUGUGUACUUCUGAUUUGUGUACUUCUGAUCUGGGUACUUCUGAUCUGUGUACUUCUGAUCUGUGUACUUCUGAUUUGUGUACUUCUGAUCUGGGUACUUCUGAUCUGUGUUUCUUCUGAUCUGUGUACUUCUGAUCUGUGUACUUCUGAUCUGUGUACUUCUGAUUUUUGUACUUCUGAUCUGGGUACUUCUGAUCUGUGUUUCUUCUGAUCUAUGUACUUCUGAUCUGUGUUGUGGGGGGGGGGGGGUGAGCAAAUUCUGGCUAUAAACCCAAUGACUCAGAUAUUUUGUUUCAAAUGAUUUCUAGGAUUUGGCCAGUCCACUGUGGAUAGCUGCUCAGAUGGGUCACACAGAUGUUGUAAGGGAGUUGCUGCUGGCAGGGGCUGAUGUUGAUGCUAUGAGAGAGGUUGGUAAAUUGGCUGUGAUGGCAAGUCCAUUUCAAUUGUAAUCAAAAUGUUCGUUUCCGUAGAUGGAAUGCCCAACUUUAUAACAGCCACUGUAUCCAUUCCUAGUGGGUUAUUACCUGACCCAAGCUGAAAUAAGUGUCACCAUGCAACAACUGACAGAAUAGAUGUGUACAGUGCACUGCACAUGUUGACCAAAAGUUUUGAUAGAUGUGUACAGUGCACUGCACAUGUUGACCUUCAGUUUUGAUAGAUGUGUACAGCACACUACACAUGUUGACCAACAGUUUUGAUAGAUGUGUACAGUGCACUGCACAUGUUGACCAACAGUUUUGAUAGAUGUGUACUGCACACUACACAUGUUGACCAACAGUUUUGUUUCCUCUAUCAGGAUGGGGCUACGCCAUUGUUCAAGGCAUGCCAUAAAGGUCACUUGGAUACAAUAGCUGAGAUACUUAAACACAAGCCAAAUCUGGGAGUACUUAAAGUGAGUCUUGAGUAUUUUAUCUUAAACACAAGCCAAAUCUGGGAGUACCUAAAGUGAGUCUUGAGUAUUUUAUCUUAAACACAAGCCAAAUCUGGGAGUAUCUAAAGUGAGUCUUGAGUAUUUUAUCUUAAACACAAGCCAAAUCUGGGAGUACCUAAAGUGAGUCUUGAGUAUUUUAUCUUAAACACAAGCCAAAUCUGGGAGUACUUAUAGUGAGUCUUGAGUAUUUUAUCUUAAACACAAGCCAAAUUUGGGAGUACCUAAAGUGAGUCCUAAGUAUUUUAUCUUAGUCAAAUCUGGGAAUACUUAGUCCCGUUUUUAUCCUAAUACACAAUCUAAAGUUUUGUGUUCUACUUUUCAAAAUAAUUUUUCCUCACCGUUGUCUUACAUGGAAAUCUUACAUGGCUGUAGUCCCAAAAUGUGUUUUGUUAAAGCCAAUUCUAUCCCUAUUACUUGACAGAAUGGUGAAACAGUAUUACAUGCUGCAGCUUUGUUUGGUCACUCUAAAGCUGUUCGUCUGUUGUUACAAUCAGGGGUUCAAGUCAAUAUCAAAAAUAAGGUAUACUGCUGAUUUCUUUGAUAGCCUUACCUCUGUCUUUAAUUUUCUUACUUCUGAUUUUUUUGAUUUCCUUCUUAUUUCUUUGAUAGCCUUACUUCUGAUUUCUUUGAUUGUCUUACUUCUGAUUUCUUUGAUUGUCUUACUUCUGAUUUCUUUGAUUGUCUUACUUCUGAUUUCUUUGAUAGCCUUACUUCUGAUUUCUUUGAUUGUCUUAUUUCUGAUUUCUUUGAUUGUCUUACUUCUAAAUUUCUUUGUCUUACUUCUGAUUUCUUUGAUUGUCUUACUUCUAAAUUUCUUUGUCUUACUUCUGAUUUCUUUACUUGUCUUACUUCUGAUUUCUUUGAUUGUCUUACUUCUGAUUUCUUUGGUUGUCUUACUUCUAAACUUCUUUGAUUGCCUUACUACUGAUUUCAUUGAUUGUCUUACUUCUGAUUUCUUUGAUUCUCUUACUUCUAAAUUUCUUUGUCUUACUUCUGAUUUGUUUGGUUGUCUUACUUCUAAACUUCUUUGAUUGCCUUACUAUUGAUUUCAUUUUUUGUCUUACUUCUGAUUUCUUUGAUUCUCUUACUUCUAAAUUUCUUUGUCUUACUUCUGAUUUCUUUGGUUGUCUUACUUCUAAACUUCUUUGAUUGCCUUACUACUGAUUUCAUUGAUUGUCUUACUUCUGAUUUCUUUGAUUCUCUUACUUCUAAAUUUCUUUGUCUUACUUCUGAUUUGUUUGGUUGAUGUACUUCUAAACUUCUUUGAUUUUCUUACUUCUGAUUUCUUUGAUUUUCUUACUUCUAAAUUUCUUUGUCUUACUUUUGAUUUCUUUGAUUGCAUUACUUCUGAUUUUUAGAUUGUCUUACUUCUGAUUUCUUUGACUACUAGACCAGGGUAGAACAAAUAAGAGGAAACUGGAACAAAUUCAAUAAAAUAACUUGAACAAACCUAACUGAUAUCAUUUAUGCAACACACAAAUCACAAUGUUCCCAGAGUCAUUAUGUUGAGCUUGUAGGUCCUUUACUCAAAUUUUGAAAAAAAAAAUCUCAAUUUUGUUUCUAUGCUUGUUAAAGUGCUGGACGAAUGAGUGUUAAAUGUAAGCCUAUAUUUAAAUUUUAAACUAAGCUUUUAAGCCAUCAUUCAACACAAUGAUGUCGAACAGAAGGAAAAUAAAUAAUAAAUGAAAAUGUUUAUUUGCAAAAGAUCUCAAUGACUUGUACCUCACUCUUGUCCAGGAGGGCCAGACUGCGGCCGAGUUGGCCACGGAAGCAGGUUAUGAUUACAUCGGCACAUACAUCAACAGUUUCACCCUGGAUCCUGAUGGGAAGAAGCUGACGGAGGCCAGUGCUGCGGCCGAUGAAUAAGUGAUAAACUUUUGUAUCAUUGUUAAAUGAAAUCAUAUCAAAACUUGAUAUUUUGGGAAAUCAAAAGACAAGGAAAGAUAUUGACAAGCAAGCUUACGAGCCUAUGAGAUCAUGGUUUGAUUUACCAUGGACAUUGCUGAUUUGUGCAAAUAUUCCUUUAAAAA